AUGCAUCUAUGUCAUAUUUAUCUUGAUGUUUCUCAAAACCCAAUUUUAGGUAUAAACCAAUCUAGUGAUCAAUCCUGGUCUCGAGUUGAGCUUGACUACAAUAGUUCCAAACCUGUGUUUCUCACUCAAGUUCAAAACAAAAGAUCUUUACAUUGUCGAAUGCAACCGAUCUUUAAAGCUAUUGGCAAAUUGAGGGAAUGCAUACGUCAAAUUGAAAAUAUGAAUCCAAGUGGUGCUUCUGAGCAAGAUAUAAUGAUUCAAGCCAAAAUGUUACUAGCACAAGAUAAAAGUUACAAGAAAGGUUUCAAAUUUGAUCAUGUGUGGCCUAUACUUAAGGAUAUUGAAAAAUUUACAGAUAAUGUUAACACCGCAAAAGUAUUUCAAAGGCAAACCGGUAGGUUUGUAUCACAAGAAUCAGAGACUUCUACUGCAAAGUCUCCCCAAUCGAUGCCUUCUGACAUGUCGUCAAAUUCUCUAAACAUAAAUGAUGAAAAUAUUGGGGGUAGUUCAGUUUAA
Pistacia vera is the source of this 516-nucleotide messenger RNA. RefSeq lists its product as uncharacterized. Bases 1 to 516 code for a protein of 171 amino acids. The transcript has 2 exons. The record is from RefSeq and is a predicted model, not a curated record. Lineage: Eukaryota; Viridiplantae; Streptophyta; Magnoliopsida; Sapindales; Anacardiaceae.